AUGGUCUCUCGAGCCGAAGUGGCCGAGCAUUCGCGUGGCGCACGCUCCGUAACUUCGAGAACAUCCCGUUCAAGGCACCAUCAUCACCGUGGAGCAACACAAUAUGGCGGAUCAACACAUGUUCCGCAGAAUGAAUUUCCCUUCUUCUCCCACUCAGGCGAUGUCGAGCUCGUCUUGUCAUGCGACGGUCAGGAGAAGAAAUACCUCUUACAUCGAUUUACCCUGGCGCAAUUCUCGGGCUUCUUUGAAGCAAGCACGAGCGCCGAAUGGUCGCAGAGUACAACUCUGCCGCUGAAUUCGACGGCGCCACUCGCGGCCCAGGCUCUGAGUGCCAUAGGUGAAGAAUCGUCCCAGUUGAGUACGAUUCCUGGACCCCUAGUGGCGGCAGGACCGGCGUCCGUAGCUGAAAUGACAGGGACCACGGCUCAAUUGUCAUCGACCUCAACUCCGCGCCGAAGGUUUCGAUACGAACUCGAUUGGGAAAAUCUGGAAGAGGAUGAUGAACCUAUCUUGGUCAAACGUACACCAGAAGGACCACUUUUCCGCCCAUCUCAACCUCCUCCUCUAUCACAACAGCAAAGGCCGAGACCACAGCCGACUCACACAUCGUUCUUCCGCUCAAUGGCCAACCUGGCUCUAUCUCAUCAUGGACCAGCGUCACAGUCCACUGCGCAACUCGAUAAUACCAUUCCAGAUCCCACACUCACAAAUCCCUUGUUGCGCGACUACGACAACCUGUUCCGCAUCUUCUACAAUUUUCCCCCAGUCUUGAACUCCAGCAACAUCGCCUCGGCCUAUUCAGAAUGUAAAGCCUUAUUGUCACUCGCAGAUAUGUACGAUGCUCUUCCGGUGGUAGGACCACGCAUCGACCAUCACCUGCUCCGUUUCUCAAGUCGACUCUUCAAGCAGAUCGCGAAAUACCCCCCGAGUUAUCUCAAACUGGGAUAUCUCGCCCGAAGCAAGAUUAUAUUCUCCGAAGCUCUUACACACGUCGUUGGCCAAUGGCCGUCCGCAUCGCCUUAUCUGAAACCACCCGAUCAUUCGGGAGGUGGGUAUGAAGUGCCCAUCACUGUGAUCCAUCUCAUUGAGGAUCUGGUGGAAGAGCUGGAGGAGAUGAAGCAGAAGAUCGAGACGAAAUUGUUUCGGUUGACGUUGACUACAUCCCGCGGGGAAAGAGUUAACCCGUCCAACGAUUAUCUGGGUUGGCUGGCCAUGAGUUUAUGGAGACAGUGGCUGGCAGAGAACACGACACCUGAAGUCCGAGGAAUUCUGAAGAACGGGCCAGGCUCUAGACCUGGCACGGCGAAUAAUAACAAUAAUAACCCACAGAAUCCCAACACGUUGGCUCCAGCGCAAAAUCCUGGACGACCAGGCCCUCCACAAACGCUAGCACCUCCACCUCCAUCUCCAAUUCAAACAGGCCGCAUCUUCCGACUAAUCGGCAGCACGAACCCCGAAUCCUUCCUCAACCAUGACGAACUGAAACGCUUCCUGAAGAUCCAACCACCAGGCACGACUUCCGCCUCGGCGACGCUGUAUACACGUGAUAAUGUCCGUCGGUUCGAGCGCAAGAUCGACGAAAUCAAGAAUGUCGCUCGCGAUAUCGUCAAACCCUUGACUAGGAAUUGUCUCGAACUGGAUCUCCGCAUGUUGGCCGAUGGCGGUGGUGGUGGGCUCGGGUAUCUCACUUGUACGCGCGUCGAGGAUGCGGAUAUGCCCUGGGAGACGUGA
This is a messenger RNA of Exophiala bonariae, 1731 nucleotides long. RefSeq lists its product as uncharacterized. The transcript has a single exon. The record is from RefSeq and is a predicted model, not a curated record. Bases 1 to 1731 code for a protein of 576 amino acids. NCBI's taxonomy places the organism in Eukaryota, Fungi, Ascomycota, Eurotiomycetes, Chaetothyriales, Herpotrichiellaceae.